Messenger RNA from Arctia plantaginis, 627 nucleotides. The record is from the annotation of a GenBank genome assembly. Lineage: Eukaryota; Metazoa; Arthropoda; Insecta; Lepidoptera; Erebidae.
AUGGAAAAUGGGAACACUACGCUUAGCCCAGCGCAGCGUGGUCUCCUGAAUUAUGUUAAUAAAUUUGCAUACUCAUACAAUCCCCUCGGGGGUUAUGAGCCGUACUGGCCUGAGGGCGAGCGUGUACUCGAAGACAAAUCUAUGCUUACAAUGGGCCCUGGUGGAUCGACCAAUACACCUAAAUCUACAACGCAACCACCGUACCCAAUGGUGUGCGGACUACCAUGCCCUGAAAACUACCGUCGUAUAAAGCAUGUGUGUACCCAUCACACUAGUAAUAACAAGAUGAGUGGCUGCAUGUACCAUCCGUUGUCAGAUGAUUGGAAGAAUGAACAUUGCUGGAACAUAAAACCAGACACGUUUGAUGAUCCGUUUCAUGAGUUUGAAACGUAUUGUGAGUUUCUAAAGGAAACGUGUAAGGAACACUUUACAUCUCCCAAGUAUAUACUGCUUCACAUCGGUAAGUGUAAAGAUGAGCACUUCUGGUUCAAAGAUCUGUCAGAUAAUUCGCAUGUAUUGAACAGGAUGACUGAGUAUCCAUUAGCAGGCCAAGAAACAAAGCACUUUGACUUGAAUAAAAAGGGUACGCAUCGACGACGAACUACUCAAGACCCUACCUACGCCUGA